Bipolaris victoriae FI3 is the source of this 834-nucleotide messenger RNA. RefSeq lists its product as hypothetical. The record is from RefSeq and is a predicted model, not a curated record. Lineage: Eukaryota; Fungi; Ascomycota; Dothideomycetes; Pleosporales; Pleosporaceae. The coding region runs from base 1 to 834 and encodes 277 amino acids. The transcript has a single exon.
AUGACCCCUCACACACUCCUCACCACCCCCCUAAAACUCCUCCACCUCCUCACCGGCCUCACCCUCUACAUCUCCAUCCUCCCCAUCCUCCUAGCCUGGCGCUUAUCCCUCACCCUCCUCCACCCCUUCCCCCUCUACACCCACGCACUCUCACACUACCAACACCACCGCACCACUCUACACACCCUCCCCAUCCUACACCCAAUCAUCAACCACCGCAUUGGCAUCACAUGCACCGCUCUCCUCCUCGCCCAAGCCACUCUCGCCAUAGCACUAGUCGAUAAAUCUCUUAUGCAUUUUCCACCCUGGCUCAGCGCGCAUGCUCAGAGAACGGAAUACAAGAUUGAGCAUGAAAGGGAGUGGCAGAGUGAACUUUUACUGUGUGUAUCGGGCUUUUUGAUUGUUUGUGCGCCGUUUUGCGGUACGCUGGGGGUGGGGGCGGGGGUGCUGUGGCAUGUGAGGGAGAUAUGGAGGUGUGGGGGAUUUGAUGGGGAGGGGGUGGAUGGGCGGGUUGAGGGGAAGGAGGAGGAUGGGUUUGGUGGUAUGAAGGAUCUGGUUUUACCGUUUGAGAUUUCACGAUGUGGUGAGCUUGUUGCGUCGAAGGAGUUAGGGGAUAUGCGGGAUUGGGAGGAGGUGGAUAUCUCGGUUCCUUCGCCAGUUGUGGUUCCGGUAUCGCAAGGAAGGUUUAAGAGGAAUCCAUACACGCUGGCUGGUGUGAUGGCGAUUUGGGGCUGGAGAAACGACAGGGUGAAUAGGGGGUAUGACGGGCGAGAUGUGCGGAGAAGGAGUUUUGAAGAGGAUGUUGAGAUAGGCGAAGGGCCGAAGAGGACAUGA